This is a messenger RNA of Musa acuminata subsp. malaccensis (wild Malaysian banana), 1417 nucleotides long. RefSeq lists its product as uncharacterized. NCBI's taxonomy places the organism in Eukaryota, Viridiplantae, Streptophyta, Magnoliopsida, Zingiberales, Musaceae. Gene Ontology annotation, molecular function: ATP hydrolysis activity. The record is from RefSeq and is a predicted model, not a curated record.
CGAUAAACCUCAUCUCCUCCUCGCAAGAGACCAAAGACGGCUCUGCGAGGCGCCCACCCAAGAAUGGGCGUGCUCUCGGUUCAUCCUCGUCCUUGUCCGCCCAAUCCCCACUUCUCUGGCUUCGAUUUCACCCCCAGCUCUUGCAGACCGCGUCUGGCCCUCUUCUCUCCUAGUCCGCGAAGAAGCCCUCUCCAGAUUCGGCGCUUUUCGUCUCCCGAAGCGACGGACGACGGAUUCGUGGUCGUGGAGGACGAUCUCCACACUCUUCUUGAGGUUUUACCUAGAGAUCUGCGAGAGAAUCUGCAAAGUGAGCCUAGAAGAGACCAACUCCUAGAGGUUAUACUGGAUUUGGGUCGCCGACCUGAAGCACGUUUCCUUGGUGAAUCUGGUGGGCAGUAUCUGAGGGACAAAGAGAUUUCACUGGAAGAGUUGGAGGAAGCUCAAAAAUCACUUGGAGAAUUUGGAGGAGACAACCGAGCUGGCAUUGAAGGUACUUUGCAUAGGAUAUCUGCGAUAAGGAGUCGGAAAGGGCUCGUUGUUGGAUUGACUUGUAGAGUUGGUCGAGCAGUUAGUGGUCAUGUUGACAUGGUGCGUGAUCUCCUAGAGUACAGAGAGAGCAUCCUCUUUUUAGGAAGACCUGGAGUUGGUAAGACUACUGUCAUGCGUGAGAUUGCACGUGUCCUAGCUGAUGAACUCCAUAAGAGAGUGGUGAUUGUGGACACCAGCAAUGAGAUUGGAGGUGAUGGAGAUAUUCCUCAUGCAGCAAUAGGUGGUGCAAGGAGAAUGCAAGUUCCUGAACCAUCCAUGCAACACCGAGUCAUGAUUGAAGCAGUCGAGAAUCACAUGCCGGAGGUGGUUAUUGUAGAUGAGAUUGGCACAGAAGCUGAAGCACUUGCUUGUCGCUCAAUUGCAGAAAGAGGAGUGAUGCUUAUUGGCACAGCUCACGGAGACCGAUUGGCAAACAUCAUUAAGAAUCCUACUCUAUCUGAUCUGGUUGGUGGAGUGGAGACUGUCACUCUAGGAGAUGACGAGGCACGAGCAAGACGGAGUCAAAAAAGCAUCCUUGAGAGGAAGGCUCCACCAACAUUUCCUUUCCUAAUAGAAAUGAGGGAACGGAACUACUGGGUUACACAUCGGACAGAAAGGAGUGUCGAUAUGUUGCUCAUUGGCAAGAAGCCAUUGGUUGAGAUAAGGAAGAGAGAUGACCAGUUCAAGGUUGUCGUGGAGAGAUGGAAAACAUACGACGGAGAUGGGAUAUAAUGUGCUUUUGUGCUUCUCGAGUAUUCCCUUGCUUUGUUCUGCAUGUCUAAUUUGUAAUUUAGUUUUGGGUUUGUCUUUUGAGUUACACUAACUGCAAUUGUUUUACAACAUACCGAUUAGCAAUGGCCUUGGAAUAAUGACUUGUCUCUCUUUUUCU